Messenger RNA from Xylaria bambusicola, 2497 nucleotides. Its product is annotated as aldehyde dehydrogenase. Lineage: Eukaryota; Fungi; Ascomycota; Sordariomycetes; Xylariales; Xylariaceae. The record is from RefSeq and is a predicted model, not a curated record. The transcript is spliced from 4 exons. Gene Ontology annotation, molecular function: aldehyde dehydrogenase (NAD+) activity. Bases 481 to 1971 code for a protein of 496 amino acids.
GUGGGCUUGGUGGCGAUCCGGCCUUCUGACGUUCUGCGCAAGCUUCACUUACUUUACACGAUCCAUGUACACGAUCCAUGCACCCUUCUUGACUUUGCACUGGCUUGCACUGGCCCAUCGGGGCCAAGCAAUAGAACCAAUCAGGGCAGAUGGCGUCUCCUGAAGUAGGAAUCCGAUUCAUUGUCCGUUACUCCUCGCCACGCUAGUGGUCCAUCGCAUCUACCCGGCUGGGAUGAUACCCCGCUGUCUGUCCCCCCCCUCUUGCCCGCGCCGGUCAUCAUCCAGACAGACCCAGGCAGGCCACGGCAAGAUAAAGAGAGCUUCGCUUCCAGGUCUGUCCAUGUCCAGAGUCCCUUUAUCUCAUCUCAUUUCUUCUAUAAUAAUACCCGUUGGAGACAUCACCCGUCUGCAACACAGCUCUUCUUCUCCAUCAUCAAUUCCUCAGCCUUUCCGCCCAAACCACAUCAAUCUCAUCACAACAUGCCUCUUACCGUCGAGCUGAAGACGCCGAUCACCGGCUCUUACUCCCAGCCCACUGGAUUGUUCAUCAACAACGAGUGGGUAGAAGGUGUCGACAAGAAGACCUUCGAGGUCAUCAACCCCUCCACCGAGGAGGUUAUCUGCUCCGUCUCUGAAGCCACCGAGAAGGAUGUCGAUAUCGCCGUAACUGCCGCCCGCAAGGCUUUCGACGGAGAAUGGCGCACAACUUCGCCCCAGCAGCGAGGUCUCUACCUGACCAAGCUUGCUGACCUCGUCGAGAAGAACCUUGACCUGCUAGCCGCCGUCGAGUCUCUGGACAACGGCAAGUCAAUCACCAUGGCUCGUGGUGAUGUUGGCGCUGUUGCUGGCUGCAUUCGAUACUACGGUGGCUGGGCCGACAAGAUUCACGGCAAGACCAUCGACAUCGACUCCGACUCCUUCCACUACACCAAGCACGAGCCUAUUGGUGUCUGCGGUCAAAUCAUUCCCUGGAACUUCCCUCUGCUCAUGUUGGCUUGGAAGAUUGGCCCCGCUCUGUCCACCGGCAACACCAUUGUCCUCAAGACUGCCGAGCAGACCCCCUUGUCCGCUUUGGUUUUCGCUAACCUCGUCAAGGAGGCUGGCUUCCCUGCCGGUGUCCUCAACAUCAUCUCUGGUCUCGGCCGUGUCGCCGGUGCCGCCAUCUCCUCCCACAUGGACAUUGACAAGGUCGCCUUCACUGGCUCUACCAUUGUCGGCCGUACCAUCAUGAAGGCUGCCGCCGCCUCUAACCUCAAGAAGGUCACACUAGAACUCGGUGGCAAGUCCCCCAACAUCAUCUUCAACGACGCCGAUAUCGAGCAGGCUGUCUCAUGGGUCAACUUCGGUAUCUACUACAACCACGGCCAGUGCUGCUGUGCCGGCUCUCGUGUCUACGUCCAGGAAGGUAUCUACGACAAGUUCGUCGAGGCCUUCAAGAAGCGUGCCGAGGAGAACGCUGUUGGUGACCCAUUCCACGAGAAGACCUUCCAAGGUCCCCAGGUCAGCCAGUUGCAAUUUGACCGCAUCAUGGGCUACAUUGAGGAGGGUAAGAAGGGCGGUGCUACCGUCGCUACUGGUGGCGAGCGUCUUGGUGACAAGGGCUACUUCAUCAAGCCUACCAUCUUCACCAAUGUCACCAAUGACAUGAAGAUCAUGCAAGAGGAGAUCUUCGGACCUGUUUGCGCUAUCGCCAAAUUCAAGACUGAGGAGGAGGUCAUCGAGCUUGGCAACCACAGCACAUACGGUCUCGCCGCUGCUGUCCACACCAACGACCUCAACACUGCUCUCCGUGUAAGCAACAGCAUUCGGGCAGGUACCGUCUGGGUCAACUGCUACAACAUGUUGCACCACCAGCUCCCCUUCGGUGGUUUCAAGGAGAGCGGUAUCGGCCGCGAGCUGGGAGAGGCCGCUCUCGAGAACUACACCCAGAACAAGUCGGUUGCUAUCCGCCUCGCUGGAGCUUUGUUCUAAAGUGCUAUACAUGGGUACAACAAUUGUUAAGUGAUACCAAAUUUUGGGUGUUAUGUUUUCAUAUGGAGCGAUCUUUCAUGGCUGUAUGAAUUUUACGGACGAAUGGGUACAUGGGCAUCCUCGAGGUUUCGAGAAAACUGGGAACUUUUUACAUUUAACGAGUUCAAUUAUACCACCACCACCAUAGCAAACAAUCAAAACAGUUAAAUAUGUUCAAAUUUCGCGACUUUUUCUACUGUAUAGCAGUAGCUUGUAAUUGUGAAAGAGCAAUGUUGGGCACUACACGCACAUAGGUGUAACUCUGUGUUGGGGAAUUCGAGAAUUAAACAGAUGUUGUUAUUUCAAGCUACGUGUAUUUAGCUCACCUACCACACAAUGCCGAUUUUCGCUUGGAAGCACAGCAGCCUACGCCUCUUUGAUGAUGCGCAAUAGUAUCUCCAUUUCCGCUAUCCGUAUUAUAAGUAUAGGCUUCGAAUAGAAUUUUAUGGUGGUCUAUUGGAAAGAGUAAGAUAGUAUGGAAUUAUUC